GCCAUUGACAUUAUUCCACACAUUGGGUUAGAAUGACGGAAGACUUUGGAUACUUCUCGUUUUUGGAGAAAACAGCAAUGGAACCAACCACUGAUGGUUUUCUGUCAUUAGAUGAACCAGGAUUAGCCUAUGCUGGGUCAGAGCUUGGUAAACAGCAGGAUCGAAGCAUCUUUGGUCGCUUUUUCGAUUUAAGAGAAACAAUAAAGAACGAAGAAGGUACUACUCUACUGCUUAGUGGACAUCCCCAUAUUGUAGUCGAUUCCUUGUUGGGUGAAAAUGAGUUGCGAGCUGUUGACAGUGCAGUAUGGACACAACAGAAGACUAAUAACUGGAAGGAGUGGAAUGCUGACCUGUUAAAGGCUCCAGAAGAAUUUGCGUCGAGGGCGAAUGCUACAGAGACUGUUGACUUUUUGAGUACAGUAAUUCCGAAGGAGGAGUUGGCAACAAUAGAAGACGGAAACUCAGAUAGAAUGGAUGGUGUUGGCAGGCUCGAAGGUUUACAGUGGGACUGCCAUUCAACUUAUCGGAAACAUAAUGAAGAUUGGAGGUUGAAAGGAGUGGACCAUUCUUGUGAAGGUUGUAACGAACAUUUUAUGACUCUUCCUCUCUGUAUUUUAGAGUUUAUGAGAAAUAUAGGUCGACCUGUUUCAGAAGAAGAAAUUUUAGAAGAAGCCAGAAAGAAAUAUUCCAUUCUACGAAAGUCCGAUGGCAGUCGUUAUAAGGAGAAUCAAAUCCGUGCAGUAAAAGGGAGUUUAUGUUCGACUGGUAUUUUUAUGAAGGCUGAGGAGAAUGGAAAGGAAUGGGUUGUCAAUGAAGAAGCAGCAAAACAAUAUGAAGCAAAAAUGUUGCAAAAGCACGGUAAUUUAUCUAGAAAAUGGCAUUCUUGGAAUACCAGAAGAGGAUUUCUGAAGAAAACGAAAAAACUUGGAAUAGACUAUACUGGAGAAGAUGGAGUUACUAUGGAAGGACAAUGGAUGAUACCUAAAUGCUGUUCUUGCUGUUUCGAUUGUUGUUCCUGUUGUCGCGAAGAAGGUAUAGAGACUGUUUCCUGUUCCCAAUGGAGUUGGUUGAUGUCGAUUUCCAACGACAUGAGAAAAGAUCCACGUUGGAAUGAUUGUUUUGAGAAUCCAUUUAGAGGAUGUAAAAUCAACUGUAAUUUGAAGGAAUUGGAAGAUUCUUUGGGCACCGAAAAGCUGAAACAUGUUAUGCAAACUUUUCAUUGGCUCAGAGACUGGUUUAUGUGCAAUGACUCGAAACAGUCACUAGAUCGAAUGUAUCCAACUUCUCCCAUCAAGACGAAUAGGAAGACGAAUCAUUUUGUUUCAUCGUCAGUUGACCAGCCAUUUUCCACUUUCAAAUAUGACAAGAGUCGCUUUCAUUGUCCCAGUAGAAGAAUGUUUCAAGAAUAUGGAUAUUUGGAAGAAAAGAUGCCUUUUUGAAUACUUGGUGAAUGAUGAAAGAAAGAAAAUCAUCUACUGAUGAAUAAUAUGUAUGUGUCCGUAACCUUACGAAUGAAGAUGAUGUCGGCAUUUAUUGAAGUCGCCUUUCUUUUUAUCCUACCAAGUGGGUAGUUGAUUGUUGUAUUUU
Molecule: messenger RNA, 1587 nt
Organism: Galdieria sulphuraria
Lineage: Eukaryota; Rhodophyta; Bangiophyceae; Galdieriales; Galdieriaceae
Exons: 2
Coding region: 33-1439 (468 amino acids)
Source: RefSeq, a predicted model, not a curated record